GCGCGUCUGUAUUCUCAUUUCUUAAUACGCGGGAAAAAGGAGUCAUCCUCUUCCUUUCAUAGCCUAAAACCCCAACCCCAAAAUUCUCAUCUUCUUGUCGAAUUCAUAAUCUUUACAGCAAUUUCCAGUGUAUCGUAUCAUAAUUAUAAAUGGGUAUUAAGGGUUUAACGAAGCUUUUGGUGGAUAAUGCCCCGAAGGCUAUGAAAGAGCAGAAAUUUGAGAGCUACUUUGGCCGCAAGAUCGCCAUAGAUGCCAGCAUGAGCAUCUACCAGUUCCUUAUUGUGGUGGGAAGAAUUGGCACUGAAAUGCUUACUAAUGAGGCUGGCGAAGUCACUAGUCAUUUGCAAGGCAUGUUUACUCGGACCAUCAGGCUUCUUGAGGCUGGAAUAAAGCCUGUUUAUGUGUUUGAUGGGCAGCCUCCAGACUUGAAAAAAGUAGAGCUGGCAAAGCGUUACUCAAGGAGGGCAGAUGCUACUGAUGAUUUGGCUCAAGCUGUGGAGGCUGGCAACAAGGAAGACAUUGAGAAAUUCAGUAAGCGGACAGUGAAGGUGACAAACAAGCACAAUGAGGACUGCAAAAGACUUUUAAAGCUCAUGGGAGUACCUGUAAUUGAGGCUCCAUCAGAAGCAGAGGCAGAGUGUGCUGCACUUUGUAAAUCAGGAAAGGUUUAUGCUGUAGCUUCUGAGGACAUGGAUUCCUUAACUUUUGGAGCUCCUAGGUUUCUUCGCCAUUUGAUGGAUCCCAGCUCAAGAAAGAUCCCUGUUAUGGAAUUUGAAGUUUCAAAGAUUUUGGAGGAAUUGAACCUUAGCAUGGAUCAAUUCAUUGACUUGUGCAUCCUUUCUGGAUGUGAUUAUUGUGACAGCAUUCGAGGAAUUGGAGGGCAGACUGCCUUGAAGCUCAUCCGUCAGCAUGGAUCUAUAGAGAACAUAUUGGACAACAUAAACAAAGAGAGGUACCAAAUACCAGAGAAUUGGCCUUAUCAGGAGGCUCGACAGCUUUUCAAUAAACCAAUUGUCCUUGCUGAUGAAGAGGUGCCUGAGCUUAAGUGGACUGCCCCAGAUGAAGAGGGUCUGAUUACUUUCUUGGUGAAUGAAAAUGGGUUCAAUAUUGAUCGGGUAACAAAGGCAAUAGAAAAAAUUAAAGCAGCUAAGAACAAGUCAUCUCAAGGCCGUUUGGAAUCAUUUUUCAAGCCAGUUGCCAACGCAUCCAUACCUAUUAAGCGGAAGGAAACUAAAUGUGUGCUUCAAUCUCCUAAGCCAGCAAUCAAGUCUAAAAUUCUCCCUCUUCAAGUUUGUAAUUGUUCUGUUCCCAAGGUCAUUGGCAGCUUAAGCCAGCCAAUUGUCUACCUGGAAUCCAAGCUCUCCACACCAUCCAGAGGUUUCUGUUUCGGUGGAUGAAAAUGAACCUGAAAACUCUAGUGAACCUUCAGAACCAAUUUGUAUUCAUUGCUAUUCCACGUGGCUCACUAUUUCAGGCUACCAGCAUAAAAUUGUUGCAUUCUUGCAAAUAGAGACUACUUUCAUGAGGAAAGCAAAUUUUUAUCAAUGACUCCUAAUUCUAUCCAGUGUUGUAACUGAUAGACACUAUAUUUGAAUCAUGCGUACAGAUGUCUCUCAUGGAAGGAAUUGGUCGAUUGCUGGUAUUCAUUUUUAGUUUUCAUUCUUUAAACAUUCUGUGACAGGAAACACCGGAUAACAGGGGUAAAGAAUCUAGUGGUAAGAAGUCCAAGGCUGGAAGUGGUAAGAAGAAGAAGUAGCUAAUUUGAUGAAACCUUAUCAAACAAAUGAAUGUUAGGUAAUCAGGUAAAAAGUUUGAUUAUGACACUGAUAAGUUAUUUGCCUGCAUCAAUUUUGUCUUUUCUUCUGAGCCUUGAUUUCCAAUUCAUUUGUGGAGCAGUUACUGUUUCAUGCGUGAGAAGGAUGUGUACUGUAAGCAUAUAAUGGUUAUGCAUGUUUUUGAAAAUUGUUUCUAGUUGCAAUUUUCCUGACAAUGUUGUUUCUUAUUGGUGUUAUCAGGUUAGAAGUUUCUUGCUCAAAGGAUGCAAUAGUGAUCUAAGUUUGCUGAUGCAUUUUGUAACUAUCGAUCUGGAAAAUAGCAAGGUGUAUAAUAUUUUAAUGUUGUCCUGUAGGCCUGAGUUAGAUAUGUGGAUCGUGGUUACUUUUUGCAGGCACGUUUUCCUCGUCAUUUUUAACAGCAGACAUGGAUGUCUGCAACUCCUAAAGCACAAUAGAGACAAAUCAUAAUUAAUUUGUAAUUGUAAUUAUAAUGAUGCAUAAAUCUAGUUUUAUCAUUUUUUUUAA
Manihot esculenta (cassava) is the source of this 2300-nucleotide messenger RNA. Its product is annotated as flap endonuclease 1. Lineage: Eukaryota; Viridiplantae; Streptophyta; Magnoliopsida; Malpighiales; Euphorbiaceae. Bases 150 to 1397 code for a protein of 415 amino acids. The record is from RefSeq and is a predicted model, not a curated record. The transcript is spliced from 17 exons. Gene Ontology annotation, molecular function: DNA binding; 5'-3' exonuclease activity; 5'-flap endonuclease activity.